UUUCAUUCAUAUUAAGCUCUGCCGGCAUUACGGAAAAUUUAUGAACUCAGUCGAGAACGAAACAUUACAGACGGCACGGGUGUAGUAAGGUUAAACUUUCCGAUUGUUUCAAAAUCGAGAAAAUAUAACUCAGAAUGGCAAAAGUACUUGCACAAAUGGCAAAAUACACCGUACAAAAAUUUCCACGUAAUUCGAAAGAAAAUUUAUUCAGCCUUUCUACGCCAAAAGUGCAAUUACAUGCUUCACGUUCCAUUACCACUACUCGAUGCUUGAAUGCCGAAAAAUUAUAUACAGAAAAACAUGAAUGGAUAAGAAUUGAUGGUAAAAUAGGUACAGUUGGAAUAAGCAAUUAUGCACAAGAAUCACUGGGUGAUAUUGUUUAUGCUCAGCUUCCAGAAAUUGGAUCUAUGAUAGAGAAAGAAGCUGAAUGUGGGGCAUUAGAAUCAGUGAAAGCUGCUUCUGAAUUGUUUAGUCCUGUCAGUGGAAAGGUUAUAGAUAAAAAUGAACUAGUUGAAAAAACACCCAAUUUAAUCAACACUUCUUGUUAUGAGAAAGGAUGGUUGUUCAAAGUGGAAAUAACUAAUCCAGAUGAACUUAAGAAUCUAAUGAACGAGGAUGCAUACAAUCAAUAUCUAAAAUCAGAUCCAGUAUAAACAUGUUAUGUUUCUAAUAUGUGUAAAAUUAUUUAGUAAUGGUUUAAAUUGUAUUGUUCCCAUUAAUUUGUCAUCAGUGCAACAGAAGUGUCAACAUUCUUAUUUAUUUAAAGUA
Messenger RNA from Habropoda laboriosa, 768 nucleotides. RefSeq names its product glycine cleavage system H protein (gene ppl). Lineage: Eukaryota; Metazoa; Arthropoda; Insecta; Hymenoptera; Apidae. The record is from RefSeq and is a predicted model, not a curated record. The coding region runs from base 135 to 653 and encodes 172 amino acids. Gene Ontology annotation, biological process: glycine decarboxylation via glycine cleavage system; protein lipoylation. Gene Ontology annotation, cellular component: glycine cleavage complex; cytoplasm; mitochondrion. The transcript has 3 exons.